GUUAUUGCAUCUGUCAAACAGCUCGUAAAUGAAGUUUCUACAUUCUUCAGUCAUUUCUCUUUCUUGUAUUCGGCAACAUCGUCGGUGCACUGCGAUUUCAAUUAUUUAAUUGAUUUUAUUGUGAAAUUUCCAACGAAAUGGCCCGUUUUGCUGCAUAACACAUGGGUGAAAUGCAACACUUUAGUUUGAAAUUGAUUGGCGAUAGUUUGGGUAAAUCGAGAAAGAGCAGCAAAAUAUUGAAAUUUAGAUCAAACAUACAUUGGUUGCUAAUGUAUUGAGCGUGUGUGUGUGUGUGUCAUAACUGAUAUAUAUGUCAUCAACACGGAGUGUGCGAGCAAAUCAAUUUUAUUUUCGGGUGUGAGUUCGGCGCGUUAGAUUGCAGCUAUUUUCCGUUCAUUUGCGCGAAAGUUUUCAUCGAAAAAGCAAAAACAAUGGCCAAUACUGGAGUACUGCCGUUCGUACGAGGCGUCGAUUUCACCAACAACGACUUUAGUGAAGGAAGAUUUCCAAAUGCCGUACGAUUAAUGAGCGGCGUACAAUGGCUAAAAUUAGACAAAACUCAAAUGACGGAGAUUCCGGAGGAAAUGGGCAAACUCAUGAAACUCGAAAAUUUAUCGUUGAAACACAAUCAACUUGAGAAAUUGUUCGGCGAAUUAACCGAAUUGACAUCGUUACGCUCUCUGAAUCUUCGACAUAAUGAUAUUAAAAGCUCGGGCAUUCCACCCGAACUGUUUGAACUGGAUGAACUGACGACAAUUGAUUUGUCGUUUAACAAACUGAAAACGGUCCCAGAUGGCCUGGCCAAAGCAAGAAGUCUUUUGGUGCUUAAUAUGAGUCACAAUCAAAUCGAGAGUAUUCCAAACUCGCUAUUCAUACAUUUGACUGAUUUGCUCUUUUUGGAUCUGUCGCACAAUAAGCUGGAAACGUUGCCGCCACAAACAAGACGUUUAACCAAUUUACAAACGUUGAUCCUAAGUGAUAAUCCAUUGGAAUUGUUUCAAUUAAGGCAAUUGCCAUCGCUUCAAAAUCUUGAGGUACUGCACAUGAGCAAUACACAACGAACGAUACAAAACUUCCCAACAUCAUUAGAUUGUCUAUCGAAUUUGGCUGAAUUAGAUAUGUCACGGAAUUCACUGCAAAAAGUGCCACUAUGUCUCUACAACAUGCCAAAUCUGCGUCGCAUCAAUUUAAGUGAAAAUGAAAUCACCGAAUUAUCGCCGGAACUUGAAUUUUGGAAGAAAUUGGAGGUGUUAAAUCUGUCACGCAACAAAUUAACUGCACUACCUCAGACGAUUUGCAAGCUAAGCCAACUGCGUCGACUCUACUUAAAUGACAAUCAGCUCGACUUCGAUGGUAUACCGGGCGGUAUUGGAAAGCUGGGAAAUUUAGAGAUAUUUUGGGCAUCAAACAAUUAUUUGGAAAUGGUACCCGAAGGCUUGUGUCGUUGUCCUGUUCUGAAAAAGUUGAAUCUGAGUUCAAAUCGUCUGAUCACUUUGCCGGAUGCCAUUCAUUUGCUAACUGAUUUGGAGCAACUUGAUUUGCGAAACAAUCCUAAUUUGAUCAUGCCUCCAAAGCCCGUGGAACUGCAAAAAGGUGCGGGUGUUGAGUUUUAUAACAUUGAUUUCUCUCUACAACAUCAGUUGCGUGUGGCUGGUGCUGCUGUUCCACCCGCAAUAGCAUCGACAGCAAAUACACCAAAAGAUUCGACUGCCCGGAAGAUUCGAUUGCGUCGUGGUCUUCGGAACGAUUCAACCGACAAAGAUGCUGCAAAAGUUCUGAAAGGAAUGAAAGAUAUCGCCAAGGACAAAGACAUGCAAUCUUUCGAUGAUGAUCCAAUUAUGGAGAGUUUGAAACCGAAACGAUGGGAUGAAUCAUUGGAGAAGCCGCCGCUUGAUUACUCAGAGAUUUUCGAAGAAGAUGAUGGUCAAAUUCCAGGUCUAACCAUUUGGGAAAUUGAGAAUUUUCUGCCGAAUAAAAUCGAUCAAGUGAUUCAUGGGAAAUUCUAUCAGGGCGAUUGUUACAUUGUUCUCAAGACGUUUGUCGAUGAACACGGCCAGUUGGGCUGGCAAAUCUACUUUUGGAUUGGUGCUGAGGCGACACUUGACAAACGAGCCUGUUCGGCCAUUCAUGCGGUUAAUUUGCGAAAUUAUCUCGGUGCUCGGUGUCGUACGAUUCGUGAGGAGCAAAAUGAUGAAUCGGAUGAAUUCCUUGCUCUUUUCGAUACACCAAUUACGUACAUCGAAGGUGGUCGAACAACAACUGGUUUCUAUACCGUUGAAGAUGUGAUGCACAACACGAAAAUAUAUCGAGUACAUGGGAAUGGUGCUUCAAUUCACUUGGAACCGGUUCCAAUGGAUGUGGACUCUUUGGAUCCACGCUAUACAUUCAUCAUCGACACGGCUGACAAAAUCUUCAUGUGGUAUGGCCGAAAAUCAAAGAACACAAUCAAAUCAAAAGCACGCCUGUUUGCCGAGAAGAUCAAUAAAAACGAGCGCAAAAGCAAACUGGAUAUUGCAAUGGAAAAUCAAGGUGAAGAGAGUGAAGACUUUGUAAAAUUGUUCCAAAUCGAAAGUGCGGCCGAUAUAAAACCAAUUGAGCAUGUUGAUGCUGAUUUUAAGCCACCAAAACCGACACUGUAUCAAGUGCAAUUGGGUAUGGGCUAUUUGGAGUUACCGCAAGUUGAAAUACCGCAACAAAAACUCGUUCACACAUUGCUGGUCAAUAAAAAUGUGUACAUCUUGGAUUGUCGAGUGAAUUUGUUUGUGUGGUUUGGGAAGAAAUCAACUCGACUUGUUCGGGCCGCUGCAAUUAAACUAUCACAAGAGCUAUUUAACAUGAUUAAAAGACCGGAAUAUGCAACGAUUACUCGUGUUCAGGAAGGUAACGAGAUACAGUUGUUUAAAGCCAACUUUAUUGGCUGGGAGGAAAUAAUCGCCGUUGAUUUCACACGAACGGCACAAUCGGUGGCCAAGACGGGAGCCGAUUUGACCAAAUGGGCCAAACAACAAGAAACUCGCACCGAUUUAGCAGCUUUGUUUAUGCCACGACAACCGCCCAUGCCACACUCGGAAGCAAUGCAACUUGAAGAAGACUGGAACUACGACCUUGAGGCAAUGGAGUGUCUGGUGUUGGAAGAUAAAAAAUUCGUUCGAUUGCCCGAAGAGGAGUUUGGCAUUUUCUAUUCGGGCGAUUGUUAUGUAUUCUUCUGCAAAUAUGUCAUUCCACCGGAAGAAGAUGAGAAUGCGGAACAAUCAGACGCACCACCACCAGCCGAUGAAAUCCAUUGUGUCGUUUACUUUUGGCAAGGCCGUGAUGCUGGCAACAUGGGAUGGCUCACAUUCACCUUUACAUUGCAGAAGAAAUUUAAGGCCAUGUUUUCCGAUGACCUUGAAGUUGUGCGCAUUCAUCAACAACAAGAGAAUCUGAAAUUUAUGUCACAUUUCAAACGGAAAUUCAUCAUUAAAUGCGGCAAACGGAAAGAAAUCAUCGAUCCAGACAAGAAGAAAGACAAAGUCGAAUUUUAUUACCUUCGAUCGAAUGGUAGUGCUCUCUGUACACGACUCAUUCAAAUCAACCCAGAUGCAUCACAGUUGAAUUCAGCAUUUUGUUACAUUUUAUUUGUGCCAUUUGAGGGUUCAGACAAUGAAAAUUCAGGCAUUGUUUAUGUUUGGAUUGGCAAUAAAGCAGCAGCAGAAGAAGCAAAAUUGAUUCAGGAGAUCGCUGAAGAUAUGUUCAACAAUCCAUGGGUCAGUUUGCAGAUUUUGAACGAAGGAGAAGAACCAGAGAACUUCUUCUGGGUUGGUUUGGGUGGACGAAAGCCAUACGAUGAAGAAGCUGACUUUAUGCUAUACAGCCGACUGUUUCGAUGUUCAAACGAAAAAGGCUACUUUACCGUGGCCGAAAAGUGUUCCGAUUUUUGUCAAGACGAUUUGGCCGAUGACGACAUCAUGUUACUGGAUAACGGAGAGCAAGUAUUUCUGUGGUUGGGCUCGCGAUGCAGCGAAGUGGAAAUCAAAUUGGCAUACAAAUCUGCACAUGUGUACAUUCAACAUAUGCGCAUAAAACAACCGGAACGACCGCGCAAAUUAUUCCUUACGCUCAAAAAUAAAGAAUCAAAACGUUUUACAAAAUGUUUCCAUGGCUGGACGGCACACAAAAAGCAGCCAGAUUAAUAUCGGUGCACAUUUUUUUUUCUAUGUUCGACCAAUUUCAAAGCGUCACAUCAACAAUUAAAUAUUCUUUUUUUUUAUUUAAAAAAUAUCAUUCAUCAGCUGAAAAUCUCUCACGGUUCAACUUUGAUGUAUUAAUUUAUACAUAGCAAUAGAGAUUUUAUCCACAUUGUGUAACAUCUUUCUUUUUUUUGUAAUAACUAUGUAUGUCAUCCUACAAAAUUUUAAUCGAAUAGAAUAAAAAGUUUUUGCAUGCAAACACGCAAUUAAUGAUCACAAAA
Molecule: messenger RNA, 4450 nt
Organism: Sitodiplosis mosellana (orange wheat blossom midge)
Lineage: Eukaryota; Metazoa; Arthropoda; Insecta; Diptera; Cecidomyiidae
Gene: fliI
Product: protein flightless-1
Exons: 9
Coding region: 432-4172 (1246 amino acids)
Biological process (GO): myofibril assembly; actin filament severing; barbed-end actin filament capping
Cellular component (GO): cytoplasm; actin cytoskeleton; nucleus
Molecular function (GO): phosphatidylinositol-4,5-bisphosphate binding; actin filament binding
Source: RefSeq, a predicted model, not a curated record